AAAUUAAGAGAAAGAAAGACACAAACAAAGAUGUUUGAUGGAGGAGUCCCCUCAGACCAGUUCCACCAAUUCGUAGCUGCAGCAGCAGCAGCUGCGGCUUCUUCAACAACUUCACAGUUGCAGCCUCCUCCUCCUUCUCUCUCUUUUCCUCUCCAUGUAUCCUCCUCCACCUUCCCUAGCUUUGAUCUUUACCCUUCCUGUAGUGGUGGUGGUGGUGGUGGUGCUGCGGCUGCUCACCAACCCCUCCAAGUCCCCCACCUUCUUCAUCCAUUGCACCACCACUCUUCUGCACCCCACAAAGAUGAUCAAGACAAGGAAGAAAACGCCUUGGUUUCUAUAAAUUUGGAGCCGCAGAGGGAGAGAUCCAUGCUUGACCUCAUCAAUCCCUGGUCCAAUGAUGAAGUGCUGGCGCUGUUGAGGAUCAGAUCUAGCAUGGAGAAUUGGUAUACAGACUUCACUUGGGAACAUGUGUCAAGGAAGCUAGCAGAGCAAGGGUUCAAAAGGAGUGCUGAGAAGUGCAAGGAGAAAUUUGAACAAGAAAGUAGGUACUUCAACACUACUAUGAAUUACAGUAAGAACUACAGGUUUUUCAGUGAGCUUGAAGAACUGUAUCAUGGUGAGAGCCCUCAUCAGCAGGAUGUGGCUGAAAAGAAUCAGAAGGUGGUCGAGAAACCAAAUGAAGAAGACAGGAGUUUGGAAGAGGAUUCAAGAAAUGAAACAGUGGUGGGAAACCCAUGUUUGGAAACUGAGAAAGUGGAGGAUAAAUCCAAGGGCAAGAAGAGAAAAAGGCACACCCAGAACAAGUCGUUUGAAAUGUUCAAGGGCUUUUGUGAGGCUGUUGUGAGCAAGAUGAUGGCCCAACAAGAGGAAAUGCACAACAAGCUUCUUGAAGAUAUGGUGAAGAGAGAUGAAGAGAAGACGGCGAGAGAAGAAGCUUGGAAGAAGCAAGAGAUGGAUAGGAUUAACAAAGAGAUUGAGAUUAGGGAGCAUGAACAAGCCAUUGCAGGUGAUAGGCAGGCUACAAUCAUUGGAUUCUUGAAGAAAUUCACAUCGAGUAAUCCUGUGGAAACCCCAUGCUUUGGCAAUAAUGAAGGUGAACUUUCUAAGGUACCAAGCAGGUCCAACCCACCAUCUUCACCUUCCUCAAUUCUCCCACAAAACCCUAAUCCCACAUCCCAUCUCAGUCCCCAAAACAAACAGCUGGAAGCACCUACUUCAUCCAGGAAGGUUAUAGUACCCCAUCAAAACCCUUGCUCUUUGACCACCCCAACCAACCCAAAUGCUCCCAUUGAUGAAGCCCAACCAUCCCAAAACCCUACUUCCAUGGUCCUAGAGUCCCAAAACCCCAAUUCCCUCAACACCCAAAAGAGCCCAUCAGCACCCACUUCAUUUCCAUCCAUUACUGAUCACAGAGAUCAAGAACUUGGGAAGAGAUGGCCAAGAGACGAAGUGCUGGCACUGAUAAACCUAAGAUGCAGUCUAAAUGUAGAAGACAAGGAAGGCGCAAAGGGGCCUCUAUGGGAGAGAAUAUCACAAGGGAUGCUAGCUCUGGGGUACAAGAGGAGUGCAAAGAGAUGCAAAGAAAAAUGGGAGAACAUAAACAAGUACUUCAGGAAAACCAAAGAUGUUAGCAAGAAGAGAUCACUCGACUCUAGGACAUGUCCCUACUUUCACCAAUUAAGCACUUUGUACAGCCAAGGAACCCUGGUAGUACCCUCCUCCGAAGCCCCAGCCCCGGAAAACUGCUUGAAUUCAUCGGAAAACCACUCAGCAUUACCGGAAAACCAAGUGGGGGGAUCAUCCAGUAAUACCAAUAUGCAUGCUGCAGAUGAAGGUGAGGAGAAUGCGGCUCAACUACCAGCUUAUGAUUUCAAAUUUUAGUGUUGGUUUUGGUGUGUUAUGCUUCCUUAUAAGUUCAUAUAAGCAACUUUUUUUUCUUCUUCUUUUUGGGUUAAAAACAUUGAGCACUAGAACCCUAUAUUUGCCAUUAUUUUCCUCUACAUAUAUUUCACGGAAGACAUAAAUACAUACAUGGGCAUAUAAUUGAAUUUGUCCUGGUGCACCGACAAGUAUGUAUGAGAAAUAGAACCAGCAAUAAUAAGAGGCAUGGUUGGCACAUAUACCAUUGUUAUUUUUA
Molecule: messenger RNA, 2137 nt
Organism: Vitis riparia (riverbank grape)
Lineage: Eukaryota; Viridiplantae; Streptophyta; Magnoliopsida; Vitales; Vitaceae
Product: trihelix transcription factor GTL2
Exons: 2
Coding region: 31-1881 (616 amino acids)
Source: RefSeq, a predicted model, not a curated record